GAAAGGACUUGUCCGAGCUCUGAAAUCCCAAUACAGUUACACAAAUAUUAACUGAACAACUGACUGUGUGUCGCGCACAAGAACUGGAUUUCUACCGCAAAUAUUUAGUCAACAUCCUAUGGAACCCAAAGGUCAUACAAUGCGGACGGAAUUAUCAAUUGAAGAGGAAACACCAGAGACCGAAAUAAAACCAGCAUAUAAUGCCAACCUCAUUAUAUCUGUUAUCGAGACAACACAGAGAGGGAACGAACUUAAUGACGCCCAUCAACGUUUGCUAGAAUCACUUUCUGAAAUUGCAGAUAGCAGAGGCACGUGGGUUAUAAGCUUUAGUACUAACGACGAAGCCCUUGAGUUCCUGGAGGUGAAACAACGCAGUUUCAGUUCCAACGAGACACCAAUUAAAUAUUUUGAAAAGACGUUUGAAGCUGGCAUUCGUGGACUGGAUCAUGAUGACACAAAUAGUGUACACUCAAUCAAACACUCUUAUCUGCUAGUGAGAGGUGUCGAAAGCUUUGACUGCAAACGUAGAACCCUGACAAUUUAG
This is a messenger RNA of Dreissena polymorpha, 544 nucleotides long. RefSeq lists its product as uncharacterized. Lineage: Eukaryota; Metazoa; Mollusca; Bivalvia; Myida; Dreissenidae. The transcript is spliced from 5 exons. The coding region runs from base 119 to 544 and encodes 141 amino acids. The record is from RefSeq and is a predicted model, not a curated record.